Molecule: messenger RNA, 750 nt
Organism: Hemiscyllium ocellatum (epaulette shark)
Lineage: Eukaryota; Metazoa; Chordata; Chondrichthyes; Orectolobiformes; Hemiscylliidae
Product: immunoglobulin lambda-1 light chain-like
Exons: 3
Coding region: 1-750 (249 amino acids)
Source: RefSeq, a predicted model, not a curated record
AUGCAUCUCAGCCUGGUUAAACCUUUCACCAUGUUUGACUGGGCACGUGUUACUGUUGUUUUCUGUUUCUGCGUUGCAGUUUCGAGCGCAGAGAUUACAGUAAACCAACCGCCUUCAAAAUCGACUUCCCUCGGAGGGACCGUCCAGAUUACAUGCACCUUGUCGGGUGCCUCGUUAGGAAGCUCCACCAUUAGUUGGUAUCAGCAGAAAUCUGGAAGUGCUCAUCGGUAUCUGCUUUAUCACUACGCUGGCAGCAGCACGAACAGAGCCUCAGGUGUUCCAAAUCGGUUUUCGGGCUCCGUCUCCGGCAACACAGGAACGUUAAGUAUCAGCAGAGUUGAAUCGGGAGACGCCGCGGACUAUUACUGUGCCAUAUGGAAAAGCAGCAUCGGCUACUUCGGCACAGGCACCAAGCUGAGUGUGGGCAGUCCGCGGGAACCAUCGGUAUCCCUCCUUCCGCCUUCAUCGGUUCAAAUCACGGAAAAGAACACGGCGACCCUGGUGUGUUUGGUGAGCGGGUUUAACCCGGGCGCUGUGGAGAUUGAGUGGACGGUAGAUGGCAGUGUCAAGGGGAACGGUGUGGAGACCAGUCGGAUCCAGCAGGAGACGGACAACACGUUCAGUGUGAGCAGCUAUCUGACCCUGUCAGCCUCGGAGUGGAACUCACACGAGCGUUACUCCUGUGGGGUUAAACAUGAGACUCAGGCAACUCCGUUUCAGACAAGUAUCUCGAGAUCGAGCUGUAUGUGA